Messenger RNA from Sclerotinia borealis F-4128, 1686 nucleotides. The record is from the annotation of a GenBank genome assembly. Lineage: Eukaryota; Fungi; Ascomycota; Leotiomycetes; Helotiales; Sclerotiniaceae.
AUGCGCCACGACAUGGCUAAAAGGAAAAUGGAUGAAUUGAUUUUUAACUUGCAGCAUACCUGGAAUCUUACUUUUGGGUUCAUGUCACCCGUCGAAGACCCUCGAGGCCCGGAAUUCGACCAAGACGAUAACAAAGCGGGCGAUAUACAUGGGAUUUGCGUCACAAAUCAAGAACAAAUGUUAUAUACGGAUGAUACGGUUAAGUCAUGGGGUGUUUGGAUUUUCAUCAAUUAUAAGGAGGUUGCGACGUUGUUUAGACAUGAUUUAACGUCUGCGGAGAGGGGAAUGGUGGAAUGGGCUACCGCAAUCACACUUGUGCAUGAGACUAUCCAUGCGAUCAGCUACACCACUCCUAAAUCCGACGGUACCCCGUUACAAAACCUAAUAACUGAUAGUCCGCCGCCGUAUUUCGACAUGGAGCCAGCGGCAAAAGUUGGGUUUAGCUUCGAAGCUUGUUUGAAUGGGGGAACGAGUGCUAAUUUCUUAACGGAUGAAUACCGACUGCCAUAUGGGCAUUGGUUCGAAAGGAUGUGGCCGACAUUAGAAUCACAAUACUUCUGCGAACAAAGUGUAACUUUAACCCAACCCGACCCUUAUGAUUACCAAGAAAAAUUUCCUAUACCAGUAACUUUCUACGAAGAAAUUCAGCAAAAGGGCUUUUGGGAUUACAUGGUGUAUAGAUUCGGCCACAAGCUAUUUCAUUUUCGAGCUGUUAAACAUGAAAUCCGGCUAAACUUCACGGUACGAACGAAACAAAAAACACCCCUGAAGUUUUCAACGUCCAAACCUUUUUCUGUGGCUGCGGUUGGUGACGAAUUUGGAGCAACCGGUCAGCAUUUAAUGAUCAAGUGGGAGCAGAUACACAGUGUGUAUGAUAUGCAGACAGUAGAACAAGAUUUAAAGACAGCUUCAAUAUUUUCGACAAAUCUAAUAAGAAGUUCAACAACCGAAGAAACGUUUUGGACGCAGUCUAGACAGCAACAUCAAAGUGUCCAGGUAAUAUUUGACCAUCUACAAAACAUGAAUACAUCAUCGGGAGACAGAACUGCGAGCUUUGGACAGCUAGUCGAACUUGUGUCCAUCAUUGUAAGAAACCAUGAACAAAUAAUCAGUAUACUAUUCGGAACUGGUCCAUACGUUCAACCGAGAAUGGGAACACCUUCAGAACAGAGGCGAAGAACUCUACUUUCAUGGAACAGAUGUAUAUCCAUCUUCAUCAAAGAUUGCAGAGCCCAACAAUCCAUCAACGAACACCACGCAACACGACUCGCAGAGAACGCCACCGCAUUAGAAAUAUGUCGCAUGCGACUCUUCACCCCAAUCAUCACCCCCGAAUCCAUACACACGGGACCCGAUUUCCAAGAAUUAGCCCUACUACUGCGCAUCCAACAAUCUGCAGCCGGAGAAGCAGUGCAGUGUUGGGAUCAAUGCAUGCAGCUUCGUGCUAUUGAUGGAUGCUCGCUCUUCGCGACUUUUUGUGCGAAUUUCGCUAUAUUUUCGUUGUAUGCUAGGAGGGAACAGUCUGUAGCUGAUAGAGAAAAGAUUUUGGGUAUGUUUCGGCAGGAGUAUGAGCGUUUUGUGAAAUUGAGAGGGAGGGCUCCGCGAUCGUGGGCACAGAUCUUUAUGGUGUGGGUUGAGUUUGCGCAGAAUGUUGUGAGGUCGAUUCGCGAGACUUAUCAGAUGUGA